Cooperia oncophora is the source of this 456-nucleotide messenger RNA. NCBI's taxonomy places the organism in Eukaryota, Metazoa, Nematoda, Chromadorea, Rhabditida, Trichostrongylidae. The record is from the annotation of a GenBank genome assembly.
AUGGCUCAAAUAUGGGACACAGCUGGUCAAGAGCGAUUCAAAACUGUCACCACAGCUUACUACAGGGGAGCGCAUGGAGCUCUUGUCGUUUAUGAUAUCACGAAAUCGAGUACAUUCGAUUCAUGUCAACGGUGGCUCAGCGAUCUACGAGAGCAGUCAGAACGAGUGUCGGUGGUACUGGUCGGGAACAAGACGGAUUUGAGAGAUGCGCGAAAAGUCCCUCAGGAAGUGGCUAGAACGUUCGCUGAACAGAAUGGACUUUCUUUCAUCGAAACAUCAGCACUGGACAGUACGAAUGUUGAAAAAGCCUUCACGGAGGUGCUCACAAGAAUCUACCGAGCAGGAACAUCCCAAAUGCGUAAUGGGGACGGAGGAGGAGGUGUUGUCCUUUCCGCGGUGCCCAUCACCAUCACCGAACAACCGACGCCGAAGAAGGGAUGCUGUCGAUCGGGCUGA